AUGGCGGCGGAUGGCACCUGUGGGGGCCGGGGGCGGGGGGCCGGGGAGCAGGAAGGCGGGGCGGGCCGACGAGCCGGCAGGAUGGUGGGUUUCACUCCGGGGCUUCCCCGUCCUUGCUCUUCCUCCUGCAGCGGCGGCGGCGGCUACGACAAGCGACGGCGGGCGGCAGCGGCAGGAGCAGGCGACUCCACUUUCAAAAUGGCGCCGGCUGGCCUGGGCAGUGACGUCACCGGGGGCGUGGUCUCCGGGCGUGGCCGGGGGCGGGGCGAGGCGGGGAGCGGCCCGGCGGCCUCCUGGCCCCGCCCCUUCCUCUCCGCGGGGCCGCCUGGUCCCACCGUCCGGUCCUGCGCCGCGCCCGGGCCCGCGCUGGGGACCGUGGACCGGGGAUCGGGGUCCGGGCAUCUGCCCUCUUUCGGCGCCCGGUGCGCGCUCCUCUCGGCCCAGCUCCCCGGCCCCGGCCCCCCAGCCCUCGCGCCGGUGCCGGACCCUGGGGCGGCGCCGCUCUCCCGAAAAAGUCCCCGCUCGCAGGGGUUUAUGCGGGCCUGGGUCUUUUUAGCGAAUACCCGUUUUGCUCCUUAAAAUAGUGCCCCUGUGGGUUGAGGGGAAAGGGAUUGGGGUGCAAACUCUGCGCGGCCAAGGUGAAAGUUCGCGGAGCUGGGAGGGCGUCGCUGAGCCGGUUCCAUGGGGGUGACCCGGAAACUGCGGCGACGGCCCUUGGCGACGGGACGCGGUUCAGUAUGGUUUCCGAACAGCAAGCUGAGUUUGCCGGUCGCCGAAGAUGGCCGGGAAAGAGGCCCAGUUUCUAACACUAAAAGCGUGGAAACAGUGGUGAAGAGUCAGGCUGCCAAACACUGGCUCCACACAUGAUGGCCAUUCCAUUCUUUCUACCUUAUAGGACCGUUUCCAAGAUGAAAUUACUUAAUUGGAGUGCAUGGUAAAUGCUAACUGCUAAGUUAUGAUCAGAUGUGUACGGAAAGCAUCUUCUAUGGAGUGAAGAGGUGUAAAGAAAAAGUAAACAGGAAACCAGUCACCAGCCAAGAAGGGAUGUGCACUUCAUUGAAAGAUGUAUUCGUGGUGCAGUCAUGAAAGAUGGUUGUACAUGUCAGUCUCCACAAUAC
Pipistrellus kuhlii (Kuhl's pipistrelle) is the source of this 1118-nucleotide messenger RNA. RefSeq names its product arf-GAP with GTPase, ANK repeat and PH domain-containing protein 2-like. The transcript has 2 exons. Bases 1 to 579 code for a protein of 192 amino acids. The record is from RefSeq and is a predicted model, not a curated record. NCBI's taxonomy places the organism in Eukaryota, Metazoa, Chordata, Mammalia, Chiroptera, Vespertilionidae.